Molecule: messenger RNA, 878 nt
Organism: Chenopodium quinoa (quinoa)
Lineage: Eukaryota; Viridiplantae; Streptophyta; Magnoliopsida; Caryophyllales; Amaranthaceae
Exons: 2
Coding region: 179-583 (134 amino acids)
Source: RefSeq, a predicted model, not a curated record
AUGAGGUAUAAGUAGAUACGUAAUUACUAUUUGUCUUAUAUUGAUUUUAUUUACAGUUGAUUUACAGGUAUAACUAAUUUGCAGGUAUGUUGGUUGCCAUACGGUGCUUUUCCUGCACAACAGGUGCCUAAGACUAUGUUCUGGAUGUAUUCGCUAUCGAGGCAUCAUAGAACCAUAUAUGCCCGAUCGAGUUGUUCGACAGUUGGGGUUUAUACAAGAGAUUCCCGGUGACAUGAUUAGGCCUGAUGAUGCUCAGAGACCACUUAGUGUGAAGUCUUAUAGGGUCAGUUUUUCAGCUCAGAUGAUCACUCUCAUGUGGGAUAGAUUUGUCCCCGGUGCUGCGUUCAGUCUUCUUCUUGGUGGAUAUACUAGAAUUCCCCGUGGUGGACAUACUUGUGCCCCUGACUACCUACCAUGGUUUGGGAGAGUUAGCCAACCUAUUGUCACUCCUAAUGUUGAGGAUGAUGUCGGUCUUCCUGAGAGGACCAACGUUGAUUACUGGGUAGGGCGAGUCAUGGUUACAGCGCAGCGAUCACUUAGUGAGUACCCUACGCUAUCAAGGGAGACCAAAGUAAUGUUGUAGCAGCUGAUUAAUGAUUGGAAUACAAUAAAUGGACUUAGAGAUUAGGUGUAAUAUGUAUUAUAGCUUUGACUUUAUUGUUUUAUUAUACUAUGUUUUGGAUGUUGUUAGUGGACAUUUAUAUUUUAUCUCAUUUGUUGAGAAUUAUCAAGUUGACAUUUAUAUAUUAUUAUUUUAUUUUCUAAUUACAUAGUACUUACUUAGUAAAUUUUUAAAAGAAUUUCUUAAAAAAAAAAAUCAUGUUUAUUAAUAAAGUUAUAUAAAGUUUAAUAAAAAUCCAUAACAGUACUCAAGAGCU